Molecule: messenger RNA, 1398 nt
Organism: Ilex paraguariensis (yerba mate)
Lineage: Eukaryota; Viridiplantae; Streptophyta; Magnoliopsida; Aquifoliales; Aquifoliaceae
Source: the annotation of a GenBank genome assembly
AUGGAGGAAGAGCGCAAUGAUACGAAACUGCCGCUGUUGGAUGGGUGGAAGCUCAGUGGGAGCGGGCGCCGUGGCCGACUCAGUCGCCGGAACUCGGUGAACUCGCUCAGAAACGAUUUUAUUGCGAGACUCCCCGAUAAGGUCCGUUCCGUGGUUGAUCUCGAGUCCUUCUCUCUUCACGAUCUCUCCAAAAUCCCUGACCUAACCCAAGGAGAAAAGGAAUACUAUGAGAGACAAUUUACAACCUUAAAAUCAUUUGAGGGAGUUGAUUCUGUGGUGACCUCUGAAAGCAUUGAUGAAUAUGAUGAUGAAGAACAAGCCCAACAGGAAAGAGCAAUGAAGAUAUCAAAUUAUACAAACAUCAUAUUGCUGGCAUUGAAGAUUUAUGCUACCGUAAAAAGUGGAUCCCUAGCAAUUGCUGCAUCAACACUCGAUUCCUUGCUUGAUCUCAUGGCUGGUGCCAUUUUGUGGUUCACUCACUUGUCAAUGAAAAACGUGAAUAUUUAUAAAUAUCCUAUUGGAAAGUUGAGGGUGCAGCCGGUGGGCAUAAUAAUCUUUGCUGCUAUCAUGGCUACACUUGGAUUUCAGGUGUUGAUUCAGGCCGUGGAAGAAUUAAUUCAGGAUGAACCUCCUGGAAAGAUGACGUCAGAUCAAUUGAUAUGGUUAUACUCAAUUAUGAUAACUGCUACUGUUGUNACGAAUCCCAGGGUCAUGGGUCAUCGCAAUCUCAGACUUCAGUGGAGCAACCACAGACGCAGAUUUCAGGUGUUGAUUCAGGCCGUGGAAGAAUUAAUUCAGGAUGAACCUCCUGGAAAGAUGACGUCAGAUCAAUUGAUAUGGUUAUACUCAAUUAUGAUAACUGCUACUGUUGUAAAAUUUUGCCUCUGGAUUUACUGCAAAAACUCAAGAAACGACAUUGUCCGUGCGUAUGCAAAGGAUCACUAUUUUGAUGUGGUGACAAAUGUAGUAGGAUUACUUUCAGCCAUUCUUGGGGAUAAGUUCUACUGGUGGAUUGACCCUGCUGGUGCCAUUGUCCUUGCAAUUUACACGAUCUCAAAUUGGUCCGGAACCGUUCUGGAAAAUGCAGUGUCACUCAUAGGACAAUCAGCCCCUCCUGAGGUAUUGCAGAAAUUGACAUAUCUUGUCAUAAGGCAUCCACAAGUUAAGCGUAUUGACACUGUCCGCGCUUACACUUUUGGCGUUUUGUACUUUGUAGAGGUUGACAUUGAACUCCCAGAAGAGUUGCCUUUGAAGGAAGCACAUGUCAUAGGAGAGACCCUACAGAUAAAGAUUGAGAAACUUCCUGAAGUUGAACGUGCAUUUGUUCAUAUUGAUUACGAGUGCUAUCACAAACCAGAGCACUCUGUACUUAUUAGGCUGCCUGACAGUGAGCCUUGA